AAUGCAUGUUUGCAAUGUGUAAUGUAGCUUGCUCCACGUUUAGAACUGGUUGACAGUGCUGGCCUUGGUUGGCUGUCUCUCAUAGUUCAAUUUUCGGAAACUCACCGCAUCUUACUACGUUCUUAAACUUUGCGCUGAACCUGAGUGGGAACUGUGCAGCCAUGGAAGGCGCUCAUCCUUUACUGCUUGACCAUGCUGUUAGGGAUUGGGUUUUUAUUCCUUUAACGCUUGCUAUCGUUUUAAUGAAGCUCCUAACGCAAUAUAUGCACCAGCUCUUCAACACGCCGCCACCGAGCAACAAGGAACUCAAAGAAGUCCGCGAAAUGCAAGCCGUGGCGCGGGCGGGGCGCCUCCGCGGGUUUGGCCGGUUCGUUCCCGAGACAUCCUUUAAAAUGCGCAAGGAGUACUUUGCCGGGGAGAAGGGCCUCUUUUCCCAGAAGGCAGUGACUCGAUCACCGCAGGAAGCGAUGGCCACCGAUCCCAGCAUGAUGGUGGACAUGAUGAAGAAGAACCUUACAGGCAUGGUGCCACAGUUGGCUAUGGGCAUGGUGGUUAACUUUUUUUUCCAGGGCUUUGUGAUUGGCAAGGUGCCAUUUCCGCUCAGCCCACGGUUUAAGCCAAUGUUGCAGCGUGGAAUUGACCUGGCAUCUCUGGAUGUUUCGUACUUUACGAGUCUGUCGUAUUACAUCUUGCUGCUAUUUGGCCUACGGGGCGCAUUUUCAUUGGUGUUCAGGGAGGACGUUAUCGACGAGACUGAGAUGAUGCGACGCCAGAUGAACCCCAUGGCAGCCAGUCCCAUGGGGGUGGAUAUGGACGCGAUGUUUAAGUCAGAAAAGGCGGCCCUGGCGGCGGUGGACUUCGAGUGGGAGCUAGAGAGCGCGGAGGAGCGUGCAGUGGACAUCCUUCGCCGUCAGAUCAAGGCCAAGAAGCUUUAGCCCCGAGCCAGGUCAACGAUUCUAUACACAUUGGACAGGGGGUUGGUGCCCGCAUGCCGCUGCCCGCAUGUCGCGAGCGAUAUAAAGAAGAAUUAAUAGGGUUUUCCACUGCAAUAGGGGAGUGUGAAGCGUCGGCUCAGAUUGCAAGCGUCAGCAGGGUCCUUGUUCGACGGUAGUUUUUGCGGGUCGACGGUGUUGAAUGGGAAAUUGAACGAGUCGAAUAUGCGGCGUGGACUACGACGGUGACGUGACUACGACGGUGUGCACAUGCUGCACACCGCGUUUAUUGCUACGUGAAGGUGGCGAACCCACGUUAGGCAUACUAUGUUCGCUGUCAGUGUGGUACACGUCGGUGUCCCCACUGCAGGGAAGUCGGGGGAUAUGGUAGGAAUUUCAAAACGAUCGUUGUGACGGCAAUGCGGGUUGCAUGGAGCUCGUGAGG
This is a messenger RNA of Volvox carteri f. nagariensis, 1377 nucleotides long. RefSeq lists its product as uncharacterized. Lineage: Eukaryota; Viridiplantae; Chlorophyta; Chlorophyceae; Chlamydomonadales; Volvocaceae. The coding region runs from base 243 to 935 and encodes 230 amino acids. The record is from RefSeq and is a predicted model, not a curated record. Gene Ontology annotation, cellular component: EMC complex; membrane. Gene Ontology annotation, biological process: protein folding in endoplasmic reticulum. The transcript is spliced from 8 exons.